AUGAUUGAAGACAUUACCAGGACUGAAGUAGAUAGACUCAUUGGUAAUAACUGGGAUUUUUUUCAUUUCCCAGCAGUUGGAAGAUCUGGAGGUCAGCUGGCACUGUGGAGACGAGAUACAACCCAAUUUGUGGUUGUUUCGAUGAUGGAUCAAGCGAUUGUUGGCUAUUUGAUGCUGCCCAAUUUUCAGAAGUGGGGGAUUGCUUUGGUUUAUGCCAGUAAGAGUUACCAUAGUCAUCGGUUACUAUGGAAUACUAUUGGUUCUAGUCUUGAUGUUGAUCUGCCAAUGAUAGUUAGAGGGGACUUUAACUGUUGUCUUGACCAGAGUGAGAAGAAGGGUGGGAGAUGGUAUAGCUAUUCUGUGGUUGCUCAAGAGAUGGCGGCCUUUAUAGUUGAUAAUGAUUUACAUGACCUGGGUUUUAUUGGACCGAGGUUUACCUGGACGAAUAAUAAAGCUAAGAACAGCAAGAUUUGGGUUAGAUUGGACAGAGUUCUUAUGAAUUCUGAAGGUCUUAGACUUGCCCCUUUGGCCACUAUUAAACACCUUCUGAGACUUUCUUCUGACCAUUGCCCUAUGUUAUUGAAUCUUAUGUUUACUUCCCUGAGAAUUGGGAAUAGAUGGUAUAGAUUUGAAGAUAUCUGCCAUAUCCAGCUACUUGGAAACUGCUGGAAUAGGUCGAAGGAGCUGGGGAAUUUGAAAAAUUCACUUGAAGCAAGACUGGAAGAACUCCAAGAACUUGAAACUUCUAAUGAUGGAUUGAAUGAAGCGUAG
Molecule: messenger RNA, 771 nt
Organism: Dendrobium catenatum
Lineage: Eukaryota; Viridiplantae; Streptophyta; Magnoliopsida; Asparagales; Orchidaceae
Exons: 2
Coding region: 1-771 (256 amino acids)
Source: RefSeq, a predicted model, not a curated record